Messenger RNA from Colletotrichum spaethianum, 3492 nucleotides. RefSeq names its product MAP-ous protein 1. The record is from RefSeq and is a predicted model, not a curated record. The transcript has 2 exons. The coding region runs from base 1 to 3492 and encodes 1163 amino acids. NCBI's taxonomy places the organism in Eukaryota, Fungi, Ascomycota, Sordariomycetes, Glomerellales, Glomerellaceae.
AUGCGCACAACAGACAGGCCGCCGAAAGCAUCCUCCGUACGACGAUUGUCGACGUCUGCCCCGAAAGAGUCACCGCCGCCCACUCCGACCGCCGGCCAGCCUGCCGUUAACGGCAAUGUAAAUGGCAACGCCAAUGGCGCGACGGAAACUGGAAAGCCAACCACAGAAGGAACAAAACCUAUUCCUGUAUCACGGCCGCAGUUGGGGAGGAGUCCUUCCAACGAGAAACCGGGCCCCAACGGCACUCCGCCGUCACGCCGCAACUCAUGGUUCUCUAACAUCUCGUCAAAGUUCUCGUCUUCGCCCAACAACGGCAACAACGCACAGAUAAAUCAGCAGCCCCAGGGCACGCCGCCAAAAGACUUGGGUCCGGUCCCUCCGAAGGUCACUCCUGCGAAAAAUGCCGUACUUCCCCACGCCGCCAAAAACGAUGGCGAUCACCCCUACACGCCAGCGCCUCCCGGACGCGGCCAGGCCGGCUUCCUCGGAGUCUUCCGCCGACUGUCUUCGUCGGGCGGAGUUCUGGGACAAGGCAUGAGAGGAACCCAUGGCUUGGUAGAGAGAAAGGUCUUGAACGUUGACCGCAACCGCGAGCGGUGUCAAAUCUCGGACUUGCACCAGGCCAAACUCCGGAGGGUCGCAUUCAGCGUCGACGUCGAAAUCGCGCCAAUGCCCAAAUACGCCGACACAGACGUGCCCGCCAAGAAGCCGCUCGAGAAGUCAAGAACAAGAAAAAUGACGGAAAAGGGAGAGGGCGAGGCGCUCAAGAACCCCAAGUGUCUCGAAGAACAAAAGGAGCGCGAUGGUGUCAUCCACUCGACCGGGGAGUCUGUGCAAAAAGAGCCCGAGAGCGAAGGCACCGACCCCAGCAAGACAGCGAAGGAGGGCGACACGAAAGAGGCAAGCACCUGCGUCGACAAGGAGAAGGACACUAAGAAGAAGGAAAAGAAGAAGAAGAGCGAAGAAGAGAGGAAAGCUAGGAAGGAGAAGAAGAGGAAGCAAGCCGAGGCCAACGGCACGAUCCCCAUGGAAAUCCACAUGGACGACAGCGACUCUUCCAGCGAAGGCAUCCCGGCCGCGACACCAAAGACAACUGCAUCCCCCACCACAAACCCAGUGCGGAUAUACCGCCGGUGUUGUCAGCUGAGAGAAACACCCAUACUCAAAAAGAUCACCGAGCAACUGAACAGCCCGUCCAACUGCUCCUCCGACAUUGGCAUGGUCCAGAAACUAGAUUUGACAGGCUACUGGAUGCAACUGGCCGAUCUGGUGACCCUAGGCGACUAUCUGGCGGUCGUACCCGUCAAAGAGGUUAUUCUGGAGAACUGUGGUCUUACGGACGAGGGCUUGAGGGUGAUACUCGCCGGUCUUCUCGCUGCCAAGAAGCCCGAUUCAAAAAGACGGAAACACACGCAACCUGAUGGUAUUAUUAUGCAGGGUGGGUUUGUCGAACGACUCGUUCUCAAGAACAACAAGAUUGGACCCGAGGGCUGGAGGCACAUUUGUCUCUUUGUCUACCUCUGCCGCACCCUCAAAUUUCUCGACAUUUCUACCAUUUCUUUCCCUCGCCCUUCCCAGCCGGCACCGAAUGGACACAGCCACCACUUGCUACGACAUUCUUCGAACGAGGACCGACCCCAAAACGCCAACGCCACGUUGUUCUCCAAGGCCAUUGGCGAGCGACUGGGCGGCUCAACACUGGAAUUGCUCAACCUUGGCGAAACCAACCUCAACUCGGAUGACCUCGGCGUAAUAAUUGACGGCAUCAUUCAGUGUGGUGUCAAGCGACUGGGCCUUGCCCACAACAACAUUAACGAGAAGGGCCUCCAGCACGUUGCAAGAUAUCUUUCCCAGAGUGGAUGUGAAGGUCUCGACUUGGGCGGUAAUGAUAUUCGGGAUCAUACGGACAUCAUUGCCAAUGCAAUCUCGGCAAAGGACUCUUUGUGGGCGCUCAGCCUGGCCGAGUGUAACUUGAAGCCAGGCUCCCUCUGCAAGAUCUUCCCUGCACUUGCGCAACUCAAAGACUUCCGCUUCAUUGACCUUUCCCACAACCAGGAUCUGUGCAAGUCAGACCCCAGCGCCAUUGGUCUUUUGCGCAAGUAUUUGCCAAAGCUGGAAGGCUUGCGGCGCGUCCAUCUGGCCGAUGUCGCCAUGACCUCGGAACAAGCGAUUGCACUGGCCGAGAUCCUUCCCGAAGCGAAGAUGCUCGCACACAUCAGUUUCCUCGAGAACCCAGAGCUUGCCAAGCUUGCGGACGCUAAGACGGAGGAAGCUCAGGAAGAGGCUUGCGCCUUAUACGCAUCUUUCCUGGCUGCCACGCGUGUGUCCAAGACCAUUGUAUGUGUCGACAUCGACGUCCCCAGCGACAACUCUGGUGAGAUCGUCAAAGCUCUGGCCAAACAGGUGGUGGCAUACUGCUUGAGGAACAUGGAACGCUUCCCAAUCGGCGAUAUCAGCUCAGUCAUUUCGACGGUUUUGGCAGAGUCCCAGGAUUCAUUACCGGGCGGCCCUAUACCACCUUACCCCGAUGUCCUCGCCCAUCUUGUCGGCCACGACGUCCUCAGGGACGACUCGGACAACGAAUCCGCUCCCGAUGACGACUACGUUAUUGGUGGCACUGGUGUGGUGAAGGCUCUAACGUGCUGUCUCAAGAACAGAGGCGACGAAUCCAGAAGACAAUCUGGCGAGUUCAUCAGAGACUAUGAAGACGACGUCUCGGUGCCUGCAGGCCCGAGGCCGAAGCUUCCUCCAGGAAAGGCCAAGGACAUGUCGAAGCAUCUGCUUGCCAGUGCGCGCAAGAUCCGCCUGCGGUUGCAACCUGCGCUGUCCAAGGCCAGAGUCAACCCAGAGGAGGAUGAGCACAACCUGCGCAAGUUGAUAUUCCUCGAUGCGACACUGGCCAACAUUAUCAAGCGCUUCGAGGAUGAGUUCCCUGACACUCGUGUGUCUAACGACGAGGCAUCUGAAACCACGCUUCCCAGUCAGAGCGAUCAGCUUGGAACCUCAUUGUCAUCGACCGAGGAUCCUGAUCAACACAGCAUCCCAUCCGAUGCCGAAGAUGAGACAGGCCUUUCGGUUCGUCCUGGCCUGCAACGCACCAACUCGACAUUGUCGCACACUUCAAAGGCACUUGCAGAGGAAGAGGGCAGAAUACACAGAGCUGGCCACAAGAUCCGCUCGGGUAUCAUUAAGCCCGAGUACUACGGAUUGCUUAGCGGCGUGCUCGAGGUUGGCCUGGACCCGAAGCACACGGCUAUGCUCCACCAAAUGAUUGAAGAGAUCGACGACCCUGAACUGACCCAGAAGGUUGAGGAGAAGGGUAUAAUGCGUGUCUUUAACGAGGACCGGGAUCAAGUUCGUGAAGGGCUCCGGGCGCUCGACCCCAGCCACUGGGACCGAUUCGUUGAGAGUCAGGAGAAGGCCCGAGGCAACGUCAAGGCUGGCAUGAGCAACGGUGCCAAGCCAGCUGACGAGAAUGCCAUUGAGGACUGA